Gloeophyllum trabeum ATCC 11539 is the source of this 3422-nucleotide messenger RNA. RefSeq lists its product as uncharacterized. Gene Ontology annotation, molecular function: zinc ion binding; nucleic acid binding; hydrolase activity, acting on acid anhydrides, in phosphorus-containing anhydrides. The record is from RefSeq and is a predicted model, not a curated record. Lineage: Eukaryota; Fungi; Basidiomycota; Agaricomycetes; Gloeophyllales; Gloeophyllaceae. The coding region runs from base 1 to 3363 and encodes 1120 amino acids. The transcript has 21 exons.
AUGGCUGCUGAGGGGCCACUCUUUUUUGCAGUAUCUGACGACGAAGAUGAGGCUAUGAACAUCCACGAGAAUCAGGCAGAGGCAGAAGCGCGCCCCCUAUCUCCUGCCGGCUUGUUCCUCGAGCUCAGCGACGAGGACGAGACUCCCUCCGAGGCUGCGCUUGCCCACGAUGAUUCGAACCUUAUCCAUGAUCAGGCGGAAGAUAUGGACGCUUCUGGGGAUGUUGAUAUCCCACCAGUCACUUCUGACCAACCAAGAUCCUCGAGCGUGACUAGCAUAUCCUCUUCGUCGAGUCCAGCCACUUCUCCUCCUUCUGUCACUAACAUCGACAAGCCGAGCCCAAGUAAAAAGCGAAGGUUAUCAACGGCCGCCCCCGCGGCAGCUAAUGCUGUCUUUGAGUCCGCUUAUUUGGGCUCAUUCUUGGUUGGCAAUGCUUGGAGCACUGCGAGAGGGAAGGGAUAUGUGAAGCCUGGAGAUGAGAUUUGCGUCGAAAGAGACGUGCCCAAUGAGACGGACAGAAAGCUAACCAAACUUGCAGCGGUAAAGCCCGGCGCCAAGGCAAAAGCUAUGGGUGCGAAAGGCAAGCAGAAACAGCUGUCCAUUGCGACGCUAGUCAAGACCCAGCCGCCUAAAGCGAAAAAGAAAGACAAUGGAUCAGUUGUACGACUGACCAACAAGCGUGGCUUUGAGUUUGGCCGUCUUCCCCAAGAUGUCGCAUCUUGGGUCUCUACACUUCUGGACAUGAGCAUCGUGGACUUCCGCGGUAGCACCAUGAUAGACUGUCCAACCAGUCUUCAUUCCGGCGCAGAUCUUAUUGUGUCAUUAUCUGUCUACCUUCGUGCUUCAGCUUUCCGAAAAGCAUCUGCGUCCUCGGAGGAAAGUCUCAAGGUCAUGUUUAAUGAAGGACAAGAGUCACAGGACGAACAGGCAUUACGACAGCGCAAGACUGCAAUACUACGUCUUUUUGAUGCUGUAGGGCUGAGGCCCAGGAGAGGCAACCCUCUGCGCCGGAACGGCAAGACUGCCGAAACCAGUUUAAGCGACUCGGAGUUGAAGCAGAUGUCCCAACACCCCAAGGGAUCCAAGCCCGAGAAACUAGCAAAGCCAGAAAUAGUCGGCGAUGGCGAGGAAGUAGAAGUAGAGGGCGAAGGUGAAGACUUGUCGGAAGACCAGCUAACCAUGAUAUACAAUAGGGCACAAAAGAAUGACCAGACGAUGCAGCGGAUGGAUCCCGUGGACACAUUCACUCUGAGCCUCAGAGGGUACCAAAAGCAGGCUCUCAAGUGGAUGCAUUCUUUGGAGACGGGUUCGAGCGAUGCACGAGAGCUAACUUCACUUCAUCCGCUGUGGAACGAAUACAUAUUCCCGGAUACGCCGGAGGAAGGGGGCAUAAUCGAUUUGACCGCAGACGACCAACCCUUCUAUUUCAACCCAUAUUCGGGUGAGCUCAGCCUGCAAUUCCCUACUGCAGUUAGGAAAUGUAGGGGUGGCAUUCUUGCUGACGUGGGGAUGGGCAAGACAAUCAUGCUUUCGGCGUUGAUUCAUACGAAUCGUGAGCCAGAGGAAUCAAACGAGAACCAAGAUCAUCCAGCAAAGAGGCGACAACUGAAGCUCAACAGUGCUUUCCGACCCGCAGAGAAAGAUCGACCUAUGAAGACUACUGUUAAGAGCACAUUGAUCGUGGCACCUACGUCUUUGUUGACCCAGUGGUCUGAUGAGCUCAUGCGAUCGAGCAAGCCUGGGACUCUGAAGGUUAUCGUCUGGCACGGCUCCAACCGGUCGGAUCUCGAAGCUGCCUUAGACAGCGAAGACAACGCCGACGUUGUUAUCACUUCGUACGGAGUGCUCACGUCGGAGCAUGCGAAGUCUGAUAAAUCUUCGAAGCAGUCUCCAGUAUUUCAAACUGAGUGGUUGCGAGUAAUCCUGGAUGAAGCCCAUCACUGCAAGUCGCGUCUAAGUAAAACAGCGCGUGCCGUCUAUGCUCUCAAGGCCCGCCGCCGUUGGGCGGUUACGGGCACACCCAUAGUAAACCGGCUUGAAGACCUAUUUUCUCUUUUGAAAUUUCUUGAUUUCACACCAUGGUCCGACUAUUCAUUCUUCCGCUCGUUCAUUACACUCCCAUUCCUUGCACGGGAUCCCAAGGCAAUCGAAAUUGUGCAAGUAAUUAUGGAAAGCAUACUGUUGCGCAGGGAAAAGACCAUGGUAGAUACGGAUGGCAAACGUAUCGUAGAUCUUCCUCCAAAAGAGGUAACCGUAGACAAAUUGGUAUUCACAACCGCCGAGAGGAAAAUCUACGACUCAAUCUACAGCUCGGCGAAAAGAAAUUUCGAAGACUUGAAUGCUCGAGGUUUGUUGAGCAAGAACUACACGCACAUCCUUGCGAUGCUUAUGAGACUACGUCGUGCAGUCCUACAUCCGAGUCUUGUACAUUCCACUGAAAACGACAAUCCAGUAGGAGAUGAAGAAGUAGACAUCAAUGCCAUGAUCAAGGAAUUUUCGGAGGGUGUCGAAAAUGGCAAUGACACAUUCGCUGAGACAGUUCUCAAUAAUCUAGAACAGGAUGAUCAGGUGGAAUGUCCGCUCUGCUUAGAUGUCAUGGACACCCCCGUGAUACUCCCGGGAUGUUUACACCAAUGCUGUAAGGACUGCAUCGUGGCUUACAUUGCGGCUUGCGAGGAGAAGAGUAAGGAAGUAGUGUGUCCGACCUGCUCGCAAGGUCCAAUCAAGGCUUCUGACCUCUUAGAAGUCGUGCGUAGGAAGAAGGAAGAUGGAGGCACAGACGGUGGAGAUGGAUCCACGCCCAAUGCGGUGACGCUAAGGAAGAACAGCUUCCGUUCCUCUACGAAACUGGAAGCUCUGCUGCGAAACCUGAAACGAUUGCGAGAUCAGGACCCCUGCUUCCGAGCUGUCGUGUUUUCGCAGUUCACGAGUUUCCUCGAUCUCAUUGGCAAGGCAUUGCAGAGAGAAAAAUUCACCUGGUACAGAUUCGACGGCUCUAUGAACGUCAAAAAGAGGAACGAAGCUGUUGCAGAAUUCAAGGCUGCUUCGAGGAGUCCCAAGGUUCUGAUAGUGUCUUUGAAGGCUGGUGGAGUGGGCUUGAACCUGACAAACGCCAACCACGUCUUUAUGAUGGACUGUUGGUGGAACGCCGCCACGGAAAGUCAAGCCGUGGAUCGAGUGCACAGAAUAGGGCAAGACAAGACAGUUUAUGUGACCCAUUUCAUCGUCGAUAACACCAUUGAGGGUCGUAUCUUGCAAAUACAGAAACGGAAAACGGCGCUCGUCAAAGAGGCCUUUCGUGGUACGGGGGACAAGGAUCCUGACAGUUUAGAAAACCUCAAGAUCAUGUUCGCCGACGAGUAAAUGUGCUAAUACUGAUUGUUCACUAUCAUUACUUUUAAUACAUAGUACAGUGAUUCACC